Molecule: messenger RNA, 2520 nt
Organism: Callorhinchus milii (elephant shark)
Lineage: Eukaryota; Metazoa; Chordata; Chondrichthyes; Chimaeriformes; Callorhinchidae
Product: extracellular calcium-sensing receptor-like
Exons: 6
Coding region: 13-2520 (835 amino acids)
Biological process (GO): G protein-coupled receptor signaling pathway
Cellular component (GO): membrane
Molecular function (GO): G protein-coupled receptor activity
Source: RefSeq, a predicted model, not a curated record
AAACUCUCAGUGAUGUUUCAAGACGGAGAUGUGAUCCUGACUGGUUUGUUUCCAGUUCAUUACAGAGUUAUUGAGCCAGACCUAUCCUUCAGCCUAAAGCCAGAAGCUCCUCACUGUGAAGGGUUUGAUUUCAGGGCAUUCCGUUGGCUGCAAACAAUGGUUUUUGCGAUCGAUGAAAUCAACAGAGAUGGAGAGCUUCUUCCUGGGGUGAAACUUGGCUUUCAGAUCUUUGACACUUGUGGAACACACAGCCAGGCACUGAGAUCUGCCAUCACCUCAGCAAGUGGAGAGGAGGAAACAUUUGCCGGUGAGAGCUGUGCGGAAAACUCUUCUGUGCCUAUAAUUAUAGGAGACUCAGGAUCCACCCAGUCCAUGAUUAUACUCAGGACCCUUGCACCGUUCCAAAUUCCCAUGGUCAGUUACUUUGCAUCUUGUUCCUGUCUCAGUAACAGAGAAGAGUUCCCAGCCUUUUUUCGAACAAUACCAAGUGACACCUUUCAGGCCAGAGCAGUAGUGCGCCUGGUGCAGAGGUUUGGCUGGACCUGGGUUGGCUCAGUUGCAGGUGAUGAUGACUAUGGUCGGUACGGAACUCAAGCGUUCACUGAUGAAGUUAAAAAAUUGGGAGUGUGCAUUGCCUUCACUGAGCUCAUUCCGAAGGUAUAUUCCAGAGAAAGAAUCCUUCAAAUAACAGAGACAAUCAAAAGAUCUACGGCAAGAGUCAUUGUCAUGUUUGCCCUUGAGGGAGAUGCAUAUCCUCUGAUUAAAGAAGUUGUCCAGCAAAACAUCACUGGGCACCAAUGGAUCGCCAGCGAGGCUUGGGUCACCUCAUCUCUCAUGGCAACAGUAGAACAUCUUCCAGUCUUGGAUGGGACAAUAGGGUUUGCCAUUCCCAGAGCAGAAAUUCCAGGGCUGAGAGACUUUCUGCUCCAAGUGGAUCCUUUUAAAUCUCCUGAGAAUGGACUGGUGAAAGAAUUGUGGGAAACAAUGUUCAAAUGUUGGCUGAGCAAGCAAGCUGGUAUUGAAAAGCACAAUGCAUCGGUACUUAGAUACCAGCCGUGCACAGGCUCCGAGGACCUCAGUAAGACUGACAGUAUCUAUUUGGACGUCUCUGAAUUGAGAGUUUCUUACAACGUUUACAAAGCAGUCUAUGCAAUUGCUCACUCGCUUCACAAUUUGAAAUCUUGUGUCAGUAGUGGUGAAAUAUUACCAGACAAUAGCUGUGCCAAGAUUUCUAACUUCAGUGCUUGGCAGCUUCUUCAUUACCUGCACAGGUUGAGAUACAACAGUACUUCGGCAGGAGACAUGACCUUCGACAGCAAUGGGAAUCCUGCUGCAUUGUAUGAUAUUAUUAAUUGGCAAAGACAAUCAGAUGGUUCCAUUCGAUAUGUCCAGGUUGGUAGGUUUGAUGCAGAUGGAGGAUUGGGGCAGGAUCUUCUGAUAAACCAGGAAGCUAUCAUUUGGCACAAUAAUCAAAAGCAGGUGCCACAGUCCGCAUGUACUGAGCCUUGCACUCCCGGGAGUAGACAAGCAGCUCGAAAUGGGGAGCCAGUUUGCUGUUAUGAUUGUCUGCUCUGCCCAGAUGGUGAAAUUAGCAACAGGACAAAUUCGCUGAACUGUAUUCCGUGUCCCGAAGAUUCCUGGUCAAACCUACAGAGAAACAAAUGCAUCCCAAAGGAACUUGAGUUUCUGUCCUUUGCAGAGCCACUGGGCUUGAUGCUGACAACAGGCUCAGCUCUUGGGGCUCUCAGCACAAUCAUCGUUGCGGCAGUUUUAUUAUAUCACAGAGAUACUCCAAUUGUCCGAGCCAAUAACUCCAAGCUCAGCUUCCUGCUGCUCUUUUCUUUGACAUUCUGCUUCUUGUGUUCACUCACCUAUAUGGGCCAGCCCUCCACCUGGACUUGCAUGCUGCGUCACACACUGUUUGGGGUGAGCUUUGUUCUGUGUAUUUCUUGUGUUCUUGGAAAAACUCUGGUUGUGCUGAUUGCUUUCAAGGCAACUCUUCCCAAUAGUAAUGUGUGGAAAUGGUUGGGCACUCUGCAGCAGGUACUCAGUGUUUUCAGCUGUACACUUAUACAGGUCAUCAUUUGUGUUGUGUGGCUUCUUGUGUCACCACCCUCUGCAGCAAGGAACGUUGAGUAUUCCAGUGAAAAGAUUCUUUUGGAAUGUAAUCUGGGCUCAGUGUCAGCCUUUUGCUGUGUGUUAGGCUAUAUAGGUUUUUUAUCCUGUAUGAGUUUUGUGCUUGCAUUUCUCGCACGAAAGUUGCCAGAUCAGUUCAAUGAGGCUAAAUUGAUCACCUUCAGCAUGCUUGUUUUUGGUGCUGUUUGGUUGGCCUUCAUACCUGCGUACGUCAGUUCCCCUGGAAAGUAUACAGUCGCUGUGGAAAUCUUUGCUAUUUUGUCAUCAAGCUUUGCUCUGCUGAUCUGCAUAUUUGCUCCCAAAUGUUACGUUAUUUUGUUAAAACCCCAUAAAAAUACCAGAAAGCAUCUCAUGGAUAAAACAUGCCCCCAAAAAUCCUCUUGA